Messenger RNA from Nanorana parkeri, 1096 nucleotides. Its product is annotated as nucleolar protein 6-like. The transcript has 7 exons. The annotation marks the transcript as partial. Lineage: Eukaryota; Metazoa; Chordata; Amphibia; Anura; Dicroglossidae. The record is from RefSeq and is a predicted model, not a curated record. Gene Ontology annotation, cellular component: UTP-C complex; CURI complex; small-subunit processome. Gene Ontology annotation, biological process: rRNA processing; tRNA export from nucleus.
GUCAUGUCUGGGGAUGUGGAAGAGUCGGAGAAAGCCUCUGCUCCGAAGCAGCAGGUUAAAAAGGCAACCAAGAGACCAUCAAAGGCCAAGAAUCCGAAGCCAGCCAAGGUGAAGAAAUCCAACCUCAACAAACCGAUGACCACAGAGGAGCUGAUCAAACUGAAAGAGGCCGAGCAAAUGUACCAUACCAGCCUCCUGCACAUGCAGAUUGAGGAACUGCUCCAGGAAGUUAAGCUGAAAGAGAAGCGGAGAAAAACCAUUGAUGACUUUCUAAAGAUAAUCAGCAAUCGCAUCGAGAAAAUCCCCGAAUCCCCCGAGAGAGAUCUGGUGGAUCAGACCUGGCUUCCCAAAAAGGUGAAGGUCCCCUUCCUGCAGAUCCCCUAUCAAGUGAAGGGCAAGUUCCAUUUUUGUCCUCCGACCUCCAUCAAAGUGGUGGGCAGCUACCUCUUGGGGACGUGCAUUAAACCGGAGAUCAACGUGGACCUCGCUGUCACCAUGCCACAGGAGGUUCUGCAGGAAAAAGACAACCUAAACCAGCGCUACCUGCGGAAGAGGGCGCUCUACCUGGCACACAUGGCUCGCCAUUUGUCACGAACGAAGAUUUUUGGUAGUGUCAAAUUUGCCUACAUGAACAGCAACCACUUAAAGCCUGUGCUCCUGCUGAGGCCCCAAGGUAAAGAUGAAACUCUGGUGACUGUCCGAGUUCACGUCUGUCUUCCUCCCGGGUUCUUCAAAUCCAGCCGCUUCUUCCCAAGCAAGAACAAUGUGAGGACGGCCUGGUACAUGGAGGAGAAUAAUAACCAGGACGAAAGUGCCAGUGGGCCCCCCACCCCACAUUACAACAACGCUGUUCUGUGUGACCUGGCUUUGGAGCAGCAUUUUCACCACCUAUCCAGCUGCAUCACCGACUUCCCUGGCAUGAGAGACGGCAUUUUCAUUCUCAAAGUGUGGCUGCGCCAACGGCAGCUCGACAAGGGUUACGGCUGCUUUAAUGGCUUCUUGGCAUCGAUGCUUGUAGCGUAUUUACUCUCCAAGAACAAGGUGACUCGAAUGAUGAACGGCCAUCAGGUGCUGAGGAACACGCUGCAGUUCUUGG